This is a messenger RNA of Fusarium subglutinans, 3411 nucleotides long. RefSeq lists its product as uncharacterized. The coding region runs from base 1 to 3411 and encodes 1136 amino acids. Lineage: Eukaryota; Fungi; Ascomycota; Sordariomycetes; Hypocreales; Nectriaceae. The record is from RefSeq and is a predicted model, not a curated record. The transcript is spliced from 6 exons. Gene Ontology annotation, biological process: regulation of exit from mitosis; maintenance of rDNA.
AUGCCACGCCUAGUUCGCCGGCAGCCGCUCAGGGAGCGUAUCAUGGCUGCAAUCAACCCCAUGGACUUUUUGCUCUGGCUAUCCGAAGAACUGGAAACAAGAGAUUGGGAUUCAGCUUCGGUUGGGACACAAAUGGGCCUUGUCAUGAACUUCAUCUUCUUACUUGCGCGCGCGAACUCAGGAUCAUCUACCCCAAGUGACGAUAUUUUCAGUGAUGAAACCAGUUCAGGGUGGCUAUCAUUCUUGAUCUAUCCACUGGUAUGGGCCCUCAUAGCUUUCUCUUGCACCAAUGCUUUCUACAUGAUCACGCGAACGCGCAAGUACCGACUCUUUCUGGCCAAGGUCGACAGGCCGCUUUCGACGCCUUCUGCGCGACGUGUGAAAGUGAACCAAUCGAGCGCAUCGCCUUCGACGCCCCUGAGCUAUCUCGCGAAUCUGAUAACACCAGAAUCUGCCGAGGCGCGAGCCCACCCAGAUAAGACAUCAGAUGUUUGGGAGUUGUCAGUCUGGGAUCCUCUGCCAGUGUCCUUACGCCUGUCUUGUCUCUUUGGCCCUGGGCAUGUUUUGGUGUACAUGAUCUUCCUUCCUCUAGCUCCUCUCGAUCCCCGACCGAGUGUGACGGUUCUGAAUACACUCAUUCUGCAGGCCCUUAUUUCUGCUCAGCUUCUCUUCUUCUGUUCUCGAUUUGCGCAACAAGCAAAGGAUAAGGCCGUGAUUCAGGAACAAGUGAUGAAAGAGUACGAUACCAAGUUUGUCCACCCCCGGCUUCACCCUACGGUGCGCGACAUUGGCACACAGUUCUCGACAGACCAGCCCGACGACUAUCAAGAAUUUGUGCAGACUGGGACCCCUACAGUUCAGAUCCGUCAUGGUUUCCAAGUCCAUUCUAACCCAUAUACCGGAACGGAUCAUACCCCCGAGGAACGAUCCCUCACCCCCACCUCCAACAACGUAAUGAAGCCUCACAUGUUCACGCCUCCCACAGCAACUCGACGCUCGGAAGCCUUUAGACCCGCUACCAGCCAGAAAGGCACCGUCCCACGCCAUAGUUUGCCUGCAGGCUAUACAUCAACUGGGACAUCUUCGGGGAUUCAGGGAAUGAACUUUGGUGGAAACAUGGGCAUCCAUACCCAUAACAAGUCACCCCUCAAGAAGGCCACCAGUCUUAAUGAACUCAAUCCCCAGGAAGCAGCAUCUCCGCGGAAUUCUCGAGAAAUGGCAGCCUACGAGCAACGAAACUGGGGAGCAACAACGCCAUCGAAAAAGCUUGAGAGUCGUCGCCUAAUAGGCUCAAGACCUAAUGGAGGCGGUAACCCCUUUGCUGGUUUGGUGCCUCUCAUCUCACAGAAUCUUCCUCAUCACAUGGGUGAUUCCGAGAGAAGACCAACAUUUGGAGAUCUGGGUAAACCAGCUAAGGAGACACGGGAACCUACUCGGAGUGCCACAUUGGGGGAUGUGGGAGAUUGGUUCAGGAACAAACUUCCAAGUCAUCGUGCAGAGAGAGGGGGAACAUUGAGAAACAACGAAGAUCAGGACAUUGGAGCGGCUGCUGGCAAUUCCUCAUCUCAACUUCAACACAAAGUCAACAAUCGAGCAUCAGCACAAUAUCACUCUGCCUCAAAUCGCCGAGCGGGUCAACGCAGCAGAACCGGGGGUUCAGAUCGCCUUGUAGAUUGGAACAUGCCAAAAAACCUAAGUGAAGCAGUGCCUGAACCGACACCCGCAUCUAAAGACAGAGGGAAUGAGCCUUCACUGCCGACUUAUCGUAGAUGGAAAGAAUUCGGUUCCCUGAGACUAGGCAAGAAGCGCGGUCAGAAGAAACGGAGUGGCAGCAUAGAAGCCGAGAAGGGCAAAGAACAUCAACCUAUGAGUCGCUCUUCCAGAGCUCAGUCCUUUGCGGCAGCCAUCCAAGGAACGCCUAGCAUAUUGGAAGUUCUAGAAGCCAAUCGAAAUGCAAGGAGAAAAGCACGGGAGGACCGGGAAAGUUUGAGAGAAAGCGGAGAUUACCUGGGUGUUCAAGGUAUCAACCCGCAAACGGGUAUUCUUGAUCUUACAUCGGACAGUGGAGAGAGUACGCUGAGCUCGAAAACGGAACAAAGGCUGCUGAGCCUGGAGGCACAGUCCAAGAACGCUUUAUCGGCUACCGAAAGAAAGGAGGCUGAGAUUGAAAUCGUCAAGGUACAUCUUGACCACGAAGUCGCCAAGGCACGACGACAAGAGAAAGCAGAGAAACAACUGGCAGCUUCUGCCACUGCAAAAUGGCGAAGGGGGACACACCAGUGGUCGUCGGUUCAGGAGCCUGAUUUGAGCCCGAUUGCCCAAUCACACAGAAGUACUUCAGUAUUCUCAAGGCGCCCGUCACGCCGAGACUUGAAAAUGGCAAAGAAGGAAGGGCUGAUCGACUAUAACUCAAAAGAGUCGUCCGAUGAAGAAGUCCCGCCUGCUGUACAACCCAAGGAAACUUCCAACUCAUCCGACACAGUGAUCAAGACCCCUCAUAGACGCAGCCUGGCAAACCCAUCUCCUUCAGCCUUGGAGCUUUUCGAGAAUGACAUAAAAUUCCAUAACCCAAGCGGGCCUAGGCUAGACAGAGAUCAGAUCCCAGAGUUUUUCCUUGUAUCCGCGCACGAUGAUACACAGAUACAAACACCUGCCAACGAGACACAACAUCUGCAAGGGAACGAGAAAUUCCACGAGACGGGCGGAUCACUGGCGCACUACAGCGACCAAAACCAGCACUCCAAUCCUUUUUUAGAGAAGGGCCUAGAAGGGGCAAUAGAACCGGGAGGAACCCAGAUACCUCGACACCAACCACUUACUGGUGAAGGGCAAGAUCGAGAUACAAAGCCAACACGAGAACAGCAUUCCAAAAAGCUACGUGCAAGAUUUGACGACCACCCACGAGAAAUCCAUUACCCGCCCGACAACAUUGGAACAGACCGCGUCAAGUUCCCUAGAAAGCCAGUACCAACACACUCGAGUCUCGAUACACCACCAGCAAGUCCUCACAGGCCGUGUAUAGAACCCGCACCUGACAGGAAGCCCAAAGAUACGGUCCAGUUGGGAGCAAGAGGCACUGAACAACUCAACACCGUCUCCAACAGUCCUGCUGCUCCGGAGACGAACAACGAAAGCUGGGAAUACAAGCGGCCCACUGCCCCAGAACGAGGCAAAGCGGUCAGCAACUCUAGAUCCCCUCACCGCUCCUCCAUUUCCCUCGAAGGAACCUACAGUCAAAGAGAGGCUGCAAAAGCCACCCAAAACAACCGGGGAAACAACACAAACAAAACACCAGAUAAUCAGAGGAACUCUUCCCCAAUCCUUAAACCAAGCCUACACGAAACCCGUGACCGAAGAUCAAAUAACGGAGCGGGUUUGGGCGCAGAGCGCGAAUCGCGACAUCACGAAUAG